AUGGCGACGGCUCUGGUGCGGUGUCCGCAGGCGGCGGCCUCCAAGGUCGCCAUUAUGGAGCGGGUCCAGGUAGGCUGGAUCCGCGCCGGGGUGGUGGUGCUGCCCGCUCGCGCGGCCUCAUGCUUCAGGUGUCGGGAGUGGGCGAUGGUGACCGAGGGCUACAACUUGUGCUGGACCGCCGUCAAAGGGGGGAGAACAGGGGGUCCCCCCCUCAGUUGGGCUCUCAGACAACUCGACUCUUACAUGUUCCGGGCGGCCAUCCUCGCGGCCGACUGGCAUCUGGACGAGAUGUCAGGGGCGCCCCUACAAGCAGACACUCGGGAAGAUCCGUCCGUGGGCGCCCCCGCUAACGGAGUCGCUAGAUCCCCAGGACCUGGACGAGCUCCUCAACACCCUCUUCUCGAGGGUGGAGGGGGGCCCCCCGAAAAAAACCCCCCCAGAAGAUGGGGGUGGACCGAGGACCCGGGGUGUCAGUCCGGAGGAGCUCGCCAGUGCCAGGAAGAGGCUGGGGGCAGGGGUAAAGCCCCCUGCCCCGACAGCAUUCCUGGCUGCGCCUGGGCCCUCGCCCUCGGCGAUCGGAACAUGUCCGAAGCCACGAGGGGUGUGAUGAACGGGUGCCUCAGGGACGGGGUUUUCCCCCCAGAGUGGAGGAGGGCCAAAUUAGUCCUCCCGAAGGUGAGCAAAACACCCAAUGGACCGCCGGCCUACAGGCUAAUUUGCCUGCUGGACGAGGCGGGCAAGAUGCUGGAGCGCAUCAUUGCAGAGCGCUUCGUCCAGCAUCUGUCCUCAAAUGGGCCGGACUUCCACGACAGGCAAUACGAGUUCAGACCCGGACGAUCGACGCUGCAUGUGAUCCAGCAUGUCCGGGACCUGACCCAUGCCGUUAUGGAGGAGAGGGGCGGUGUCUUUUUGGCGAUAUCCUUGGAUAACCGGCGCCUUCAACACCCUGCCGUGGCCGGAGAUUGCGCGGGCGCUGCAGCACAACCGAGUGCCUGCCUAUCUCCGGCGCAUCCUCGCGGCCUAUUUUGGGGGCAGGGACCUCGUCUAUUCGGUUCAGGGCGGAGUCCAGGGCCGGCGGUUGACGGACCGCGUGGUAGCCGGGAAGGAGAGCUGAGGGAGGCCCGCUUCAAAGCGGAGGUGGCUCUGGCGACGGUAGUGGGCACUAUUAGCGAACUGGGUCUAAAGGUGGCGCCCAACAAGACGGAGGCCGUCUUCUUUCACGACGGUAGCCGUAGGGCGCCAACGCAGACCCGGGUCUUGGUGGACGGAGUCCGCGCCCGCGUCGGGCCCACGAUAAAGUAUCUGGGCCUGACGCUGGACGGCCGGUGGGACUUCAGGGCCCACUUUAGUGACCUGGCCCCCCGGGUCAGAAAGGCAGGCUGGAACGCGCGCCACCUGUAUGUGGGAGUGGUCCUCUCGAUCGCCCUCUAUAGGGCGCCAAUAUGGGCGCCCCAGUUGCUGGGUAUCGCCCAAGGUAAAAGCCUGAUGCAUCAAGCGCUGAGGGCGGUGGCUGUGAGGGCGAUUCGGGAGUACCGCUCCAUAGCAUACAUGAAGGCAACGACUCUGGUCGGCUCCCCCCUGGUGGAGCUCCUUGCAGAGGAGAGGAGUGUCCUCUACUGGAGAACCAAGCUCUGCGAAAGGGGGGAGGCAACGGCCAGGGAAUUAACGGCCCUGAAGUCUCAGGUGGUUGCUCGGACACUGCAGCGGUGGGAGGACGCGAUGUCCUCCCCGCGGGAGUUCGGGCGACUAACGACGAUGGCCGUCCGCCCCUGCCUGGCGGAAUUCACAGGCAGGAGGAGGCGCGGACUCAAUUAUCAUCUGGUGCAGGUAAUGACCGGACACGGAUGUUUCGGUCAUUACCUGCACCGGAUUAAGAAAGAGCCCACUACCGGGUACCACCACUGCCCGGAGCCGGAUGACGCCGAGCAUCACACCUUGUCCGAAUGCCCAGCAUGA
Messenger RNA from Harpegnathos saltator (Jerdon's jumping ant), 1956 nucleotides. RefSeq lists its product as uncharacterized. The record is from RefSeq and is a predicted model, not a curated record. The transcript has 4 exons. Bases 1 to 1956 code for a protein of 651 amino acids. Lineage: Eukaryota; Metazoa; Arthropoda; Insecta; Hymenoptera; Formicidae.